Lactuca sativa (garden lettuce) is the source of this 4086-nucleotide messenger RNA. Its product is annotated as protein ENHANCED DOWNY MILDEW 2. NCBI's taxonomy places the organism in Eukaryota, Viridiplantae, Streptophyta, Magnoliopsida, Asterales, Asteraceae. The record is from RefSeq and is a predicted model, not a curated record.
CCUAACGUAAAAUGUGUAGCAGAUUACGAUCUUGCCCUCGCUGAACAUUACCAUACGCUUCAUCGGGUAAACCUAUACAUCGUAUUCAUCAUAUUCUUGUUCAGCCGUGCACUGCGUCUUCUCCACUUCGUCAUAGGGGUCGUCUGACGAGCAGGUAUUAAAUAUAGUGUUGUCUCAUUGUGAGUGGGAGAAGCUUAGAACAUGGCCUCAUCAGAUGAUGAGGAAGAGACAUUUGCAGAUACUAUCUCGGAAUACUAUUUCUGUGAUGGGGAUGAUGAACCCCUUUCAUUUUCAAUAUUACCUCUGCAAUGGAAUGAGAGUGAGAGUGAGAGUUCAAGCCCUACUACAGGAAUCUUUUUGAGGGGCACUGCAGAUAAUGGUCUUCAAAAGCUAUACAAAGCAGUGAAGGCAUGGAAGUAUGAUUUAUCAAAAUCUAAUCCCGAGAUUUCAGUGCUUUCCAAAGAUAACCAUUGGAUUAAGCUUCAAAAGCCUAGAAAGAGUUUUGAAAAUGAGAUUAAGACAAUUCUGAUUACUGUGCAUUGCCUAUCCUACUUGAAAAGAAAACCAGAAGCAUCAGGGAAAUCUCUGUGGGACCACCUCUCUAAAGUUUUCAGUUUGCAUGAUGCCAGGCCUUCAGAGAAUGAUUUGAGAGGUCAUAUGAGCUUCAUUAGAGAUGCCGUAGACAGGGAUGAAACAUUGGCGAAAUCCAAGUUUUUGGCUGCAUUUUUGGAGAAUCCCAGAAAGAGGAAAGUUUCUGAGGAGGCUGAAACUGCUACAAAGCCGAGCUUUAUAGUUGAUGAUGCAAAUGAUGAUGACUUUGUCACAGAGGCCAAUGAAGAUAGUGAGUCGGAUGAAGAGGAGGAUCCUUUUGAUUCAGUUUGUGCUAUAUGUGAUAAUGGUGGUACACUUACCUGUUGUGACGGGAAAUGUUUUAGGUCAUUUCAUGCAACCCCAGAUACUGAGGAGGCAGAAGAAUCCAAUUGUAAAUCUCUUGGCCUAACUCCUGACCAAGUGAAGAGAACACAACAAUUCCUGUGUGAUAAUUGUUUGUAUAGCCAACACCAAUGCUCUGUUUGUGGUAAACUAGGGUCUUCUGAUAAAUCUUCUGGUGCUGAGGUUUUUCGUUGUAGUUCUGCAACUUGUGGCCACUUUUAUCACCCAAAAUGUGUAGCAAAGAUUCUACAGCCGAAUGUUGAAGCUGAACAGAAGAAUCUUCUAGAAAAAAUCGGUGCAGGGGAACCAUUCAUAUGCCCUGCCCACAAAUGCGAUGUCUGUAAGCAAACAGAAAAUGAAAAAGUGAAAGACUUGCAGUUUGCUAUUUGCAGGCGAUGUCCAAAAUCAUACCACAGGAAAUGCUUACCAAGGGGUAUUAUGUUUGAGUCUCAAGCUGGUGAUGAUGACAUAGUCCGAGCUUGGGAUGAUCUUUUGGGUAAAUCCCGUGCAUUGAUAUAUUGCUUAAAUCAUGAUAUUGAUAAGAAGCUCGGGACCCCUGCAAGAACCUUAAUAUUUCGAAUUAAUCGCCAUAGCAUUAGCAAGAUGGAUCAACCAUCAAAACUGCCAUUGAAGAAGAAGGAAACAUUAGAUACAGAUUCAGAAUACACAAGCAAGAAGCCUGUUACUGUUAUCAAGUCACAGAAAGGUGGCGAAAAAUCUUCAGCCACUAAAAUGGAAGAUUCUUCUUCCAAGAAGAGAGCAGCAGUUGGGUCGGUGCCCUUGAAGAAGAAGAAGAAACUAGCAGACACCUCUCUAUCUCUAAGGAGGUCUUUGUCAGCAAAAAUCAAGAUGCCUAGCCCUAGCUCAAAUGAUGGUCAACCUAGCUUGGGGUGUAGAUUGUUUGAAUAUAUGAAUAAAGGAAUGGAACCAAACAAUUUGGAGAAGGAUGACAUGUCAGUUGAUGAGAGCAAGCAAAUUUCAUCUCCUAUAGAUGAAGAAUCAAAACAGAGAAUAUUGGAUCUGAUGAAAGAUGCUGCUUCCUCUAUUACACUGGAGGAGGUGAAGAGGCACCACACAGAGAAAGUACCAUCAACACAUGCAAUUUCAUCAAGAGUGGACAAAUCCAUCAUCUUGGGCAGAGUGGAAGGUGCUGUGGAGGCUCUUCAUGUAGCUUUGAAGAAGCUUGAAGAAGGAUGCAGUCUUGAAGAUGCAAUGGCUGUCUGUGAGCCUGGUGUUCUUGACCAGUUAAUGAGGUGGAAGGAUAAGCUCAAAGUCUACCUUGCACCAUUUCUGCAUGGCAUGCGUUAUACAUCUUUUGGUCGUCAUUUUACAAAAGUGGAAAAGCUGGAGAAGAUUGUUGAGAAGCUCAAAUAUUAUGUUGAAGAUGGUGACACAGUGGUUGAUUUUUGCUGUGGGGCAAAUGACUUCAGUUUCCUUAUGAAGAAACACCUUGAUGAGAUGGGAAAAAACAAGUGCUCUUUCAAAAAUUACGAUAUUACCAGACCAAAGAAUGAUUUCUACUUUGAGAGGAGGGAUUGGAUGUCUGUUCGUCCAAACGAAUUGCCAAAAAGCUUUAAAUUGAUCAUGGGACUAAACCCUCCAUUUGGGAAAAAUGCUGCUCUUGCAAAUCAGUUUAUACAACAGGCAGUUAAAUUUAUGCCUAAGCUUAUCAUUCUUAUUGUUCCCCCUGAAACUGAAAGGUUAGAUAGUGAAAAGCAGAAAUGUCCAUAUGAUCUAGUCUGGGAGGAUGCUGAAUUGUUAGCUGGGAAGUCAUUUUAUCUUCCUGGAUCGAUUGAUGUGAAUGCAAAGCAAAUGGAUCAAUGGAACAAUACUACACCAGUCCUGUACCUGUGGAGUCGUCCAGAUUGGACAAACAAGCAUAAAAGUAUCGCCCAACAGCAUGGCCAUAUACAUACACAACCCCGAGCUGAUGAAAAUCUGCUUCAAAACGAGAAGAAUGACAUACAAGUGGUGGAUCUUCCUCUUCCUCUUCCUGUUCCCCUUAUCCUUGAUGAUCUUCCAACAGAUAAAACAAAAAAGGAAAGGGAAACCCCUAAAAAGAAGCAGCAGAUCCAGUCCAAUCAGACUUCAUUUUCAAAAAAGAGAAGACGGAAACAAAAGGAUAAACAAUCUCAGAAGAAACUUAAACUUGAGGAUAAAUAUUCUCGUGGUCAAGGUCAAGAUGAAGACGAUAAGCCAGUUCCUGAACCACCCCAGAAACUUGACAUUAAGCAUCCUUCCCCGGGUCCCACUCCCACUCUCAUUGUUGAAGAUGAAGCAAGUCACCGACAUUUGGAGAGGAGGUAUAACCCACCGCCACCUACCUCUGAGGUGAUGGAUUAUAAUAGCUCUGCCUCUCGCUCUCGGACUGAUAUACUAAGUCAAUCGGUCAACCAACAUCGCUACAAUACCCCCACCCCCAUCCCCAUCCCCGCCACCACUGAAGAAGCACCACCUUACAUGGGUGGUAGUGGUAGUGGUACAACAUAUAGGCGACCCGAUUCUGCUAAUAAUAACAAUAAUCUUCCUACUCCUAGCAGCGGCUAUUCGAUGAGACCCGCUGAGGCUUCUGUUCAGUAUCAUCAUAAUCCGGGUCCAGGGGGGUAUGAUAGUAGGGGGGGAUCUUAUGUUGAUGAGAUGAGGGCAGGGGGUUCAAGGAGAUAUGGUGGUCAUGAUAUGGCAUCAUAUAAUAACAGCAACAGGGCCGGCACAUCUACAAUGCAACGGUAUGCGCCCAGGCUGGACGAGCUCAACCAUACAAGGAUGGGGCCAAUGGACGACAUGAAUCACUCCAGAAUGGGAAACUCCAGACGCCCUGAACCACCACCUAUGCCUAUGGGUAUGGGUAUGGGGAAUAAUAAUAAUAAUAAUAGGGGCUUCGGGGGUUAUGGUCCACCCAUGCAUGGACCUGGCUUCGGUGCGGAGCCCAUGGGGUUUGCCCCUGGUCCAUACAACCCCUAUUCACACCAUAAUUCCUCAGGUGGUUGGCUCAACGAGUAGUCUAGUCAUUCAAUACCUUCACUUUUGCAUUUGCAUCACCUGUUUGUUUGUUGGCUCACAUAUUCAACUCUACUUCUGUAUUAUUUUCAUAAUGUUUUUGAAUACAACAUAACAGGUAUGUAUGUAUGGAGAACGACAGCUUAUGGUUUUUCA